Molecule: messenger RNA, 11054 nt
Organism: Pelobates cultripes (western spadefoot toad)
Lineage: Eukaryota; Metazoa; Chordata; Amphibia; Anura; Pelobatidae
Source: the annotation of a GenBank genome assembly
AUGGAGAGGAAAAGGAAGCAUUGCUUGGGAAAAAAGGAGACUCAUGCUAAAAAAGAGGAACAAUUUGAAGAACACCUUGCAGGGUCAAAAGAGUAUGAGAUAUCUCCUGUACAUUCUCAGAGAAGUAGUAUUUGCAAUAAGCAGGAGACCGAUAGAGGCAGAGAACGCACAAGACAAUGCUUCUCAAAGGAACACAGGGAACAAGCCCCGGAAAGAUACCAAUCCUCAAGUAAAGAUGAGGAGCAGGGCAGGCAGAAAAAGGCAAAGCUGUCCUUAUCUGGAAAGCUGGGUAGUCAAUGUUAUAAACAAUUUGACAGUAAGAAUAUGCCUGACAUGCAGAAGAAUGGUCAGGUAUGUCUACCCAAAAAGCAUAGCUUGAAAAGAUCAAGGAAAUCUGAAGAUGAGAACAAGCCGUGUAGCCUAAAGAAGCAAAAGUCAUCGUCUGGAAAACAAGGACAGGAGAAAAGUGUUGAGGAGAUAGGUAAUCACAAUGAUAUUACACAGAGAGAUGAUGAAAAUGUUGCAACUGUGAAGACAAUAAAGGCUUUACAUGGAUUUGUACUUCCACACAAGUCAUUAGAUUUUCAAUAAAUUGAAUAAAACUCUUAGGAAUAUUCAUUAAAUUGUAAAUUAAGGGUACUCUAAAUUAAUUGAAAGUGCAUGUUUAGGUUUAAAAAAAAUCUCCACAAGUCCACUAUGGUUUGCCUAUUUUGCCCUGAAUUUGACAUUCACUGCAAAUUAAUAUUGGAAUAUUUAUCCAUGCAUGGUGGAUUUAUCAAUAUUAAAAAUAUGGAAAAGUUGUGAAGAACAUUAAAAAAAUAAAAAUCAUGCAUAGCAUGUAAGCUUUAUUGCUUUUAAAUGAACACUCCAAGCAGUAUAUUGACUUAAGAGUGUGGGAUGGGAAUGUUCAUAUGACUAUUCCAUAGGGCCAAUGAAAUUAAACAAUGCCUAGUGUUCAUGAUUAAUUGGAAGCUACUAUCAUAUGUGUUAAAUCCUUAAGGAGGAAGUGGACAAUCUAAGAAAUCGAAGAAGCACCCUGCUCUGUCGCUGGAUGGUUACCAAUUCCAUAGCACACUGGGGAAAGGCAACUUUGGAAAAGUGAGUGUGUAAGGGAAAUAUAAAAUUUUAAAAAUUAAUACAUUUAGCAGAGUAAAUAGGUGGCUCCUUCCUUUUUACAUUUUGCACCACAUUAUACAACAGACACAUUGAUAAAUCUCAGCCUCUGUGUAAGUCUCUAGGUUUUCAUAGUUUAAGUUGAAAAUUAGGUGUAGAAGUACAAUGUCCUAUAAUUAUGAUAGAAUUGCCUAAGUCAGAGCUCGACAAAUCCCAGGCGCCAGGUCACCAUUGCGACUAGGAUUUUAGACCUGGCAUCUGGGAUUUGUUAGCCCACUUAUCACCUGAGGUAGUCAGCUGCCAAUGAGUGGAGGCGGCCAGCCGGCUGGCUCAUAAAGAGCAUAGGCAUGCGGUAAGUUGGCCGAGAGUGUGGGGUGUGCGCACGGGCGAGAGGCUCCUGAAAGAUUGAUGCAGACGGGCAGGCGUGUGAGGGAGCUGUAACCUCCCUGCUCUGCUCCCUCACGCGUCCUCCAGUGGUGCCAGGAGCUGGAAUAUGACGUCAUUCCGGCCCUGGCAUCACUAAACAGCGAUCUAUGGAGCAGAGCAGGGAGAUGACUGAAGCCUCACUGGACCCCAGGAAAAGCCGAACCACUCCAGCUCCCGGUAGGGAGGCUGGGUGGUCACCUUAAAGGACCACUCUAGGCACCCAAACCACUUCAGCUUAAUGAAGUGGUCUGGGUGCCUGGUCCAGCUAGGGUUAACCCAUUUUUUUUUAUAAACAUAGCAGUUUCAGUUUCUCAUUGAUAGCCGCUAGAGGCGUUUGCAUGCUUCUCACUGUGAAAAUCACAGUGAGAAGACGCAAGCGUCCAUAGGAAUGCAUUAUGAAUGCUUUCCUAUGAGACUGGCUGAAUGCGUGCGCAGCUCCUGCCGCGCAUGCGCAUUCAGCCGAAGAGGAGGAGAAGAGGCAGAGAGGAGGAGGAGAACUCACGCCCGGCGCUGGAGAAAGGUAAGAUUUUAACCCCUUCCUCUCCCCAGAGCCCACCCUCAGGGCACUAUAGUGCCAGGAAAACAUAAAGUGGUCCUUUAAUGUGUUUUGUUAUUGCAGUGACAGUGAAUGUGUGUGUGUGUCAGUGAGCGAGUGUGUGUGUGUAUGUAAGUCAGUGAGUGAGUGUGUGUGUUUAGGUGACUGGUCCCACUCCAAUCACACGGGUAAGGGUUUUUUACUCACUUUUUUCCCCCACGUUGUGCUGGUCUCGCCGCAGCUGGCCGUGCCUUCAUGACUGUGAUUAAUCUUGAUGAUCUCAGCCAAUCCAAUGCUUUCCCAUAGGAAAGCAUUGGGAGGCUAUUGCGCAUGUAUGGCAAAACACCAUGCUGCGCCAAUCACCACUCCUCAUAGAGAUGAAUUGAAUGAAUGCAUCUCUAUGGGGAACAUUCAGCGCCUCCAUGCAGAGCAUGGCGACACUAAACGUAGGUGCUGCAUACUGUUAAGCACUGACCCAGGAUGCACUCUAGAGGCCAUCUGAGUGACUUUCACUAGAAGUGUUACAAGGCAACAAUGUAAAUACUGCCCUUUUCUUUUAAAAGGCAGGGUUUACAUUGAAAAUUGUGGAGGGACAGGUUAUAGACACGAGAACAACUACAUUAAGCUGUAGUGGAUCUGGUGACUAUAGUGUCCCUUUAAGAGCUGUAUUUUUUUACUUUGAAAAACCUGGCUCCUAACUUUUUUUUUUUGCUGGCUCCUAGAUUCUAAGCAAAUUUGUCAAGCCCUGGCCAAGUUUUCCAAGCUAGCCAUUCAGCCCUUAUGAACACAUCCAUUAUGUAGUGUAGGAAUAAUGUUAUGUGAUUGUAAACAGACACCUGUAAUCUUAGUGUCUCAACUUCCCAAUUGCUUUAUUUCAUGUUGGGCUAAUACGGUCUUUUCUCGCCUCUCUUAGGUGAUGCUGGCUUCCUAUAAGAGCACAAAAAAACGUGUUGCAGUUAAAGUCAUCAAUAAAAAAAAGGAAAACCAGGCAUCCGUCCUGACAGAGAACCGGGUUUUGCAAAUGGCGGUUGGCAGCCCAUUCUUAUGCCAGGGAUUUGCUGCCUUCCAGUCUGAGGUACGAGUCCGUAGUGUUUCUUAAUUACCUUCCCUUCUACAUACUUUGUAUGAUAAUCAAACUCUUCUAUAAACAAACUAAUCAAAUCAGUCAGUUUUCACUAUUUGUCUUGUGCAAAAUGUCCAUUACUUUAAAAAGGAAGCAAAUUGUGUACUGUGACACAAAUAUUAAACAAAAGAAUAGCUAGAAUAUAUACCGUAUUUACGCAAAUCUAAUGCACACCUUUUUUGGAAAAUAAAUGUUUCCAAAAUUUGAAUGAGCAUUAGAUUCCAUGGCGCACUACAUUCGGGACAAAAUUCGAAAUUUUCCAGUGAAUUGAAACAAGCGAAUUAAAAUUUGUGAAUUAAAACAGGUGGAUUAAGGGGCGGGGCUUGACAUCCAAGAUGGCCGGAUGUGUUUCUGCUUAGCUCUGACCUGAACAAGCCUUAUGUUAGCUAGCAUGUUAUAUCACACUCUCCAGCCUAGCUUAGCUCACCACUAAUCUAACAUGCUAAAUGUUUAUGUAUACACGCAUCAAGCAAAGUUUAGCUAGCAUGUUUCACACUAGAUAUAUCUUGCAUGCUGCCAGUUACCAUAACCGUAGCUUUUUAUUUCAUUCAUGUACACUUACAUAUUCAAUAUUUUGUUUCCUUUUGCAUAUAUAUAUAUAUAUAUAUAUAUAUAUAUAUAUAUUUUUUUUUUUAAAUGUGCUGAUAUCUCUAUUGCCACACUGUUAUACUAUGUGUUUUACUGAUCUUGCUUCUGCUAUUGGGACAAUGCAAGACUGACUUUUUGUCAGGAUUCGAACCUGGGUACUUGGUGGUUCUGGUUCUGCUUCCUACUUCUGAGCCACAGUAGCUUUGUUUCUUUCCAGCUAUUUCAGUUCUAUUGAUACUGGCUUGUCUGCAGCACUGGGGGAUGGUUCUUGUCGUUAGCCGUGCUUCACCCGAUCCUGAUCAAAUAUCAGCAGGGUAUAUAAACUCAGCCUCGCCCUUUGAUCCUGUUGUGUGUGUGUUCCGUGCACAGAUCCACAGACCAGGUGAAUUCUUACCUGACCACCUUGGCCUGUGGCUAUUUGCAAGGGUGAGCAUCAUAUCUGCGCUACAGACUCCCAACUCAGGCAAGACCCUGACACUUAUCUGUGCACAAAAAUAAUAAUAAAUAAAUAAAUAAAAAACAGGUGGAUUAAAACAGACAAAUUGAAACAGACGAUUUCAAACUGACGAAUUCAAACAGGUGAAUUUCAUUCCGGCGAAUUCAAACAAGAAAAUUCACACAGGCCAAUUUUGUUCUUGAAAGAAGAGAGCUAUAGAAAGAAAGAAUAGACUUAACAUGUAGCACUAAUAUUGAAAUACCAUCAAUGUUACUAUAGUAUAUGGAAAAAAACAUUUUCAUUGUAGCACAAUGUUGUAUAGUAGUAUCUUCUUGUAUAAAUGCGCAUUACAUUGGCCUGCAAAAAUAUUUUUCACCUUCCAGGUUUAAAAAAAUUGAGGUGUGCAUUAGAUUCGAUGGCACAUUAGAUUCGAGUAAAUAUGGUACGUAUGUAUGUACUGUCUUAAAGUAUUAAUUAUAUAGCUUAUAGUAAACAGCUAUUUUGUGUCUAAUUUGAAACAGAUUAAUUCUUUCCUCGUCAUGGAUUACAUACAAGGAGACACUCUUGAUGCUUUUAUGGCUAAAAAGGGCAGUUUAUCCGUAGAAGAAUCAAAGUAAGUCAUUACCAAAAAUAAUUGGAAGGAGACAUAAGAAAGGGGUUUAAGGCUGGAGAUGGAUGCCCCCACCACUCACCCCUCCCCUUUUGUGUCUUCCCUCUUUUCCCGCCUCCCCCUUCUUCUUUUCUUAUGCUGAUUUUAGCUUCUUUUGUGAAAAAAUAUAAAAUUGUUCAUGCAAGCAUAUGGUGAUCAUGAAAUAACUAAGCACAGUGGGGCACCACAGGCAGAUUCAGUGUAAAUUCAAAGACAGAUAUUGUAACGUACACUAGGGAACCCUUAGACGCAGACAGGACAGAGUAGAGAGAAUUGCAAUAUCGAUCCUUAGAAUGGUCGGGUUAUGCAAAAAGGGAUAGACAAAACAUGAGCAGAGGUCAAGGGAAACAUAGAGACGAAUUAAGGAGAGUCAAAGCCAAAUAUUAGUAACCAGGAAAUCCAAAUAAGUGCAACGCUCAAUGGUAAACCAAAGACCACAACAGGGCACUGAGGCAAGGGAGGGGUUAGUUUAUAUACACACAGGGUGUGUCUGAUUGGCUAACCUCCAAUUAGUGUUAACCACAACAUGUGGGAGGAGUUUCUUCUCACCCUUGUGGUCUCUGAGGUCAUCACUGUGUACAGAGUCACAUGACCGCAUGCAGCACACAUAUAAGGAUGCUGCUCUGGAGCGUGCAGCGUCAGACACACUGGCAGCCUGGAGACAGGGACCAGAUGAUGCCGCUCGUGGUGAUGAGGUAAGCAAGGUCGCCGGGAGCGGCGCGGGGGCAGGGGACCUGACAGAUAUACAUUGAGGGCUCAGUUAUAAAUUGUCUUGGAUACCACACAACUACCAUACCUUCGUGCACGAGAGAUGCGUGUAACAUAAAAACAGCCCGCUCAGUACAUAGAAUACUGUUGUAAAGCGUAUCUACAUACCUCCGACAUACCUGUGUUACACUUUAUAUGACCUUUGUUAAAACUUUAUCCCUAUGUUCAUUCAUGCUUUAUGGUGUAAUAUACUUAUUGAUUGCCUUGCCUUUUGUCAAUGUAACUUAAUAUGCAUAACUUGAUAAAUAAAGAAUUUAACAAAAAAAAAAAGGAAAGCGGUUUAAUAUGCUAUAGAAGAUUGUAAGAAGGAAUAGAAUACCUCCACAAACGCGUACAUAUAUAAUUUAUUGAGCCUCAAUCAAAAUUUACAGUUGAACACUGAGGGGGAACCUGGGGCUAUUACUAAUGUACUGAGUCAGAGAUUGUCCUUUCUAUAUAUAAAAAAACACAGGCCUAGCACCAAUAUCUGUCUGUCUGAACAAGAUGCGCAAAAUAUCAGCUUGUCUAUCUCUACUCUGCACCCAAUUAAAUACAAAUCAGUUUCUCCUGAAUGAGUAUUGCUUAAAGCACAAUCUUUUAUUUCACUUUGUCUUCUGAACACCUUCUUCAAUUUAAGGAUCAUAAUUUUAAAUAAAUAAAAUAAAAAUCACAUUGUUUUAAUAACAAUAAGAACAACACUUGGAAUUUAAAAUUCUCUAAUCAUUGGAGACAGGUCCUAUUUCAUUUAAAUUUCAUUUUAAAAAUGUUUUGGAGGAUGAGUGUAUUGAAAUGUUCUGCCCCGGUAUUAUUUGUGCUUUAUUUUCAUUUAUUUUUUGGUGCAGAUUGCUUUAUAUUAUUGUAUUGCUACUUCCUAUCCUAAUGUGCUUUAUACCCCACCUCCUAUAGACUGUAAGCUCGUUUGAGCAGGGUCCUCUUCAACCUAUUGUUCCUGUAAGUCUUCUUGUAAUUGUCCUAUUUAUAGUUAAAUCCCCCCUCUCAUAAUAUUGUAAAGCGCUACGGAAUCUGUUGGCGCUAUAUAAAUGGCAAUAAUAGAAAUAAUAAUUUUUUAAAAAUUAUAUAUUUUUUUUAAUUUAGAUUCAUCUCAGCGGAGCUUAUCUGUGGGCUACAAUAUCUACAUUCCCAUGGCAUUAUACAUCGGUCAGUAUUAGCUUUGGUUUAUUCAGAAAGCUGUAAAGUAUUUGAAUUAAAAAAAAAAAAAAAAUUGUUUCUAACUCAGUUUUCUCCAUUAUUUUUAAUAUUCUUUCUCUUUAUUUAGUGAUCUGAAGCCUGAGAAUAUUCUCCUGACUAGAGAAGGCCAUGUGAAAAUAGCAGAUUUUGGCCUUGCAGCAGAGAACAUCCUGGGUGAUAAAAAGAUCAGGGAGCGUGUUGGAACACCUGUAAAUAUGGCACCAGAGGUUGGUAACAGGGAACUGUUUUAGGACCAGUAGGGGGACUGUUAGAGGGAGCGGUUAGAUGCAUUAUUAGGAGGUGUUAAGGAAGUGGUCAUAAAAACAGUAAUAGCAGAAAUGAUUGGAAUAAGUUCUAAAAGCAAAAUAAUAGCUAUGGUGUGGAUAUAAGUGCAGUAUAAAGUUUUGGGGCUGGAAACUUUUCAAAUGAUUUAAUAUUUAAAAAAAAAAUGUUUUCAUAGUUUAAUAGAUGUCAAAAUAAUUUUGUAUGAUAUAUUUUUCAUAUUUUGAAAAAAUAUAUUUUAAAAGUUUAAAUAAAAAUAUGAAAUCACUUAAAAAGCUUAUCCUAAACUAUAUAAGUCACCCAGACCACUUCAGCUCAUUGAAGUGGUUUGGGUGCAAUGUCCCUGUCCCUCUUAGUCCUGCAAUGUAAAUCAUCGCAGUUUUUGAUUACAUUAAUUACAUUGCAGGACUAAGACUGCCUCUGGUGGCUGUGAAUCAGAGAGCCACUAGAGGCACUUUCUGGUGGCUAAGCAACCAAAUGUUAUGGUAUGCAUGAGAACAUCCAGCAUUAGAUACAUCUCCAUAGGAAAGCAUUGAAGCUGUGCUUUCCAAUGGGGAGUGACUUAUGUGUAGUUGUGGUAGGAGUUAAAGGGAGCUGUUGCAGGAACGCUUCUAGACUAGCUCUGUAGGUAUAAUUUAAAUAAAAUGCUGGUGGUAUAUGAAAAAUCUAAAGGAUAGAGUAAGAUGGGCUUCAUAUGAACAUUCAGUUAAUAAUAAAACAAAUUAAAAAUAUGGUUGUAAUUUAAGUUUAAAUGCAGUAUUUAUCAAAUUACUUAUCUUGUGUCUUUUUGCCAGGUACUCAUGAACAAGGAAUAUGGUGUGUCUGCAGAUUGGUGGGCCCUAGGUAUACUUCUUUUCCGGAUGCUUACUGGGAAAUUCCCUUUUAAUGACAAGGUCAAGCUAUUAACAUAUGUGAAGCAGGUGUUAAAAGCACCACCACGCUACCCUGCCUGGCUGACCGGUGAAAUUAGAGGCAUCCUGGAUAAGGUAAGGAACAGAUACAUGGGAAGGUGAUAGAGAUGGAAAUGUUAUAUAAUUUAAUUGGAUGUUAUAAAAGGGGUUGUAAAAUGACACGAAGAGAGCUAUAGGAGGAGAGAGGCGAGGGGAAAGUGUUACUGGAACGAGCUGUUUGUUAGAUUUAAUGGAGUAAGCACUACUUUUACUGCAUUUGAGGUCUGCUAGAAAAGUAGAUUGCAUAAGACAUUAAAUUUAAAAUAUAUAAAAAAAAUGCGGUAAAAGAAACAAAAUAUAACCAAUAUACUACCAUAGAGGUCAAAGUCAAGGAAUGUUUAAUACUCACUGUAUCUCCUGACUCUCUUACUAGCUUCUAAAUAAGAACCCAAAGGCACGCCUUGGGGUGAUUGGGAACAUCCGUGACCACCCUUUUUAUAGAGACAUUAACUGGGGAGAUCUAGAGGAGUGUAAAGUGAGCCCUCCAUUUCUUCCAUUUGCAGUAAGUAGACAAAUGCCGUUACUUUUUUAUUCAUAUGCUAAGAUAAGACAACUUUUUGCAGAAAAAUAAUUCCACCACUAGAAAAUGAAAACUGAGCCCGAUUAUUAAUCGUCAUUGCCUACUGUUAUUACCAUUUAAAUGUAUUUGACUUGCACAUUUGAUAAAUGAAAGUCCCCUUUCUUCUGAACAAAAAUGAUAUAUAACAGGUGUUGGUGUACUUAAUAUGAAAGAGGUAAAUUAUGAUUGAAAAGACAAAGUCAAAUUCCAGGUUUUGAUUUGAUUUGAUUUGGAUCAGAACCUGUACAAUUGUUUCUAUCCUUAAAGGAUUAAGUCCAACAGUAUUCGCUUGCCAAGAAAAGAUUCCAUUAAACAUAGCCUGGUAUAAUUUCUCUCCAGUCACUACUUAUGUAGCGUAGAGUUGAAGUACAACAUGACAAGUAGAAAAUGGGCGUUUUUUACUCUUUAUUUUCACUUAGAUAUUUGGUAUUCUUAUUUGGGCUUAAUUUAUGGUACACUUGGGUUAUUUAGAUUGAAGCAUGAUGGUAAGGUAUGUCUUUUUGCUGAUGAUGUUGAUGGUAAGGUAUGUCUUUUUGCUGAUGAUACUAAGAUAUGUAACAGGGUUGAUGUUCCAGGAGGGAUAAGCCAAAUGACAAAUGAUUUAGGUAAACUAGAAAAAUGGUCAGAAUUGUGGCAACUGACAUUUAAUGUGGAUAAGUGCAAGAUAAUGCAUCUUGGACGUAAAAACCCAAGGGCAGAGUACAGAAUAUUUGAUAGAGUCCUAACCUCAACAUAUGAGGAAAGGGAUUUAGGGGUGAUUAUUUCUGAUGACUUAAAGGUAGGCAGACAAUGUAAUAGAGCAGCAGGAAAUGCUAGCAGAAUGCUUGGUUGUAUAGGGAGAGGUAUUAGCAGUAGAAAGAGGGAAGUGCUCAUGCCAUUGUACAGAACACUGGUGAGACCUCACUUGGAGUAUUGUACACAGUACUGGAGACCGUAUCUUCAGAAGGAUAUUGAUACCUUAGAGAGGGUUCAGAGAAGGGCUACUAAACUGGUUCAUGGAUUGCGGGAUAAAACUUACCAGGAAAGGUUAAAGGAUCUUAACAUGUAUAGCUUGGAGGAAAGACGAGACAGGGGGGAUAUGAUAGAAACAUUUAAAUAUAUAAAGGGAAUCAACACAGUAAAGGAGGAGACUAUAUUUAAAAGAAGAAAAACUACCACAACAAGAGGACAUAGUCUUAAAUUAGAGGGACAAAGGUUUAAAAAUAAUAUCAGGAAGUAUUACUUUACUGAGAGGGUAGUGGAUGCAUGGAAUAGCCUUCCAGCUGAAGUGGUAGAGGUUAACACAGUAAAGGAGUUUAAGCAUGCGUGGGAUAGGCAUAAGGCUAUCCUAACUAUAAGAUAAGACUAGGGACUAAUAAAAGUAUUUAGAAAAUUGGGCAGACUAGAUGGGCCGAAUGGUUCUUAUCUGCCGUCACAUUCUAUGUUUCUAUAUUUAGAUAGUGGGUAGCUUCUAGUGGAUGUCAGCUAUCUAGUAGUCUAUGUUCUCGAGACAGACCAUACUAGCCAGUUAGGGUUGUAUUAGAUAAAGGGAUUCUAGCAAUCUUUAUCAAAUUUUAUGCAGGACAUUUAUAUAGCUUAUGUUCAGCUUAUUAUCAGUAGGGAUUUAUAUUAAGUAGGGUAUCAGAACCCCAAAUUCAUCUGUGAAGGUUAUUUAUCUUGGGUGUCGAUACAGUUUAUUGUUUGAUACUUGUUGUCUGCAUGAUCUUAACAAGACCUACUUUCCUAACUCAUAUCAUUGUCCUGCGUACGCUAUCCCUAUCUUACUCUACAGCUCACUACCACUGCUACUUGAUUGCUAUUUAGUUAGAAGGGGAUACAUUUGAUUACCUUGAUACAUUUAUUGAAACAGUUUCCCUGUUUCCUAAUUACAAAUUUUUACAAGGUUGUUACUGAGGUACAUUCUGAUUUACUGAGGUGGUGUGUUUAACCUUUUCAUGAGACAUUUAGUAGACAUACUUCGACAUUUAUCCUUGCGCCUAUUAAGGAUUUUCCCAUAUAUAUUGGCAUAGGUUAUGUGAUGGUAUUGUCUUUUAGACUAUCUCUAUUUUUAAUUGUUCAUCUAUGAAUUCAGAUUAAUGCAAGUUGUUAUGUUGGGAAUUUCACUUUAAAGUUAUAUGCUCUAAAUUUUCAAAGGGUCAUCCAACGACCUUUGCUCCUCUUCAUUGGAACAUAUUGUGUUAAGUCCAACAGUAUUCGCUUGCCAAGAGAAGAUUCCAUGAAACAUGGUAUCAUUUCUCUCCAGUCACUACUUAUGUAGCGUAGAGUUUAAGUACAAUAUGACAAGUAGAAAAUGUAAUUUGAUGCUGUACUUAUUAAAUCUUACUUCUUGUUAUAGACGUCAGAUCAUGAAACAAGCACAGUGGACUUUAAUCAAUCUUUCAUGAAGGAUAACAUCUCCUCAUGUGAUGACCAUCAUAUCAAUGGCCUGUCUUAUGUGAACUUUGAAUGGCAGGAAUAG